AUGGAUGUGGAUGAGUCCUCCAAGUCCCGGAUGUCCCUUGAUCCAUUAGAUGAUAUAUAUCUUGGGCCGGAUGAUGAGUUAGACUCUGAUUCUGGGUCGUCCGGUGGUUUGGAUCUGUUGAAUGCGAUUCCCGAUCCAUCAUAUCCGGCGCUGGCAGAUGGACUGGCCCUGUAUGAUGACCCAGACUUGUAUCUUGGUCUGGAGAAUACCUUGAUUUUGUCUGAUGAUGCUCCGGCUGUACCCGAUUUUCCUAUGGCUGUGAAUGAAUCAACUCCCGAACCUCAUCCGGUUACUCUGGCUGAACCAGAGGCACCCAUACCUUCUAAUUCAGAAACUCCCGAACGUCAAUCGCCCGAGCCGGAACUCAACAAUGAAGCACUGCAUGCCAUGGUUCAGGAGUUCAUGCCAAUCGGAUCUUAUGAUCAAGCUGAAAAUCGCCUGGGUGAUUACCAACAGCGUCAUGGAAAUCUUCCUGCCCCUACAGUAGCACAACUUCUUGAGGCUGACAGACCAUUCAGGAUGGCAUGGGCUGAAACAUGUGACAAACUGUGGAAAGCAGAUGCGGACCUCCGGAGGAUGCAAAGGGUAAGGGAGUCAACCUCCGAAAUGCUGAAGGUAUUAGAUACCCUCAUUGAGUUCUUUGAGGACUCAAUACUCGCUGCCCGGUUGUCUGUGCUCGGUACUUGGUACUCGGUGCUCAGUACUCGGUGCUCGGUGCUCGGUGCUUGGUGCUUGGGGUUUGGUGCAGUAUACUUUACCUGCUCAGUACUUAGUACUUGGUACUUGUAUACUCCACCUACUCAGUCCUCGCUGCCCGGUUGUCUGUGCUCGGUACUCGGUACUUGGUACUUGGUACUCGGUGCUCGGUGCUCGGUGCUCGGUGCUCGGUGCUCAGGGUUCGGGGUUUGGUACUUGGGGUUUGGUACUCGGGCCUUGGUACUCGAGAUUUGGGAUUUGGGAUUUAAGAUUAGGUG
This is a messenger RNA of Suillus discolor, 974 nucleotides long. RefSeq lists its product as uncharacterized. The transcript is spliced from 7 exons. Lineage: Eukaryota; Fungi; Basidiomycota; Agaricomycetes; Boletales; Suillaceae. The annotation marks the transcript as partial. The record is from RefSeq and is a predicted model, not a curated record.